AACAGAUAGCUUCAGCAGGAACGGGAGAAAGCUAUUUUCGGGAAAUUGGUGUGACUCCACAACGUGAGACUAUAAUUGCAGAAUUUCGUGUUGUAGAUUCGACAUCGUAGUUCGUAUAAUACUUCGGCCGAAUGAAAUGGGUGCCGGUGCGGGAUCCAGCAGGUAGGUGGUGAGGCGGGUUACCUGGAGGGUGCUUAUCGGGGAUAGGAUGAGGUGGGUUUGCGAGGAGGUCAUGAAGAGAAAGUUGGCGUAGGGUCAGCACAGCACCCAGACGGAUCCUAGACUGGUGGCGGCAUCAUCACCCUGUUGUAAGGGAGCGAGCGUCAGCACCCGUGCACACAGCCCAGGCAAGGUGCAUCCAUCAUCUAUCCACUUUGGGUACAUGUAACAUUACUAGUGAGCGUAGAGGAGGAGGGUCGGAUGCUCGUGGAUGCUUACAGAGCACCGUGGACUGGCAGAUGCAUGGGCACAGCAGAAGCAAGGAGUGGCAUCUAUCUGAGCAGAUCAUCGCCCUGUCUGCAGUAGUGGUAGUAGUAAGAUAAUUUAGAAGACCACACAGGGUGGCCUCAUCCCUUCUGGUUCAAUCACAGUUGUGAUAAAGAAAAAAGAAACUGCAGAAGAAGCGAGGGAUCUGGCUAUGCUGCAGAAGCAGCAGCAGAGCUCCACAGCAGUAAGGAAGUACGGGAGAGUGGAGUGGAGAGGAGCGGAGAGGAGGAGGCAGUGGGAGUCUUAAUUGCCACUCACCUUCCGCUCUACCUGCCGUUGAGGUCGUCCAUCACACCCCCACCACAUCUCUCAUAGCUUUCCUACUUUCUCUGUUCAUGGAGCUGUUGCAGGAGCGCCUCUGCCACCACCAUCUCUGAACCUGAGUCAGUUGCCAGGCAUGCUCUCUACGUCCAUACUGCCUCCCUCCACCCCUCCCUCUACCCUAGAUCUCUGAGCAUUGUCACGUUUGUGGAUUGCUACGGUAGAGUUGUAUGAAAAUGAUGUUAGAAUGUACAAAUGAUGGUAGAAUAUAUGGGAUACGUCUGGAGCGGGGUUUUGAUGAGGCGGAGUUCGGGCUCUGUUGGGAGCAAUCACUGCUGUCGCCGUGGCUCUGACACUCGCGCAUGGGGUUUGCUUGCUCUCUCCUCCGAGCUCAGUUGCAGCCUGCAAGGCAAUCUUUGUUCCUGCUGCCCCUCUCAGCUUCAACGUCACUUACUCGCCCACUGCUCAUUUAUCCACCGGCUGCGCGUGAUAUUGUGCUCCCGUCGAUACAGCUUGGGCUCUUUUGUAGCCACCCACUGCUUCAUGCGGCAGAUAGUGUGCUAGUUCUCAAGUUGUGUAGUGGAGGUCUGUCUGGGUGUUAGUUGAGGCUCCCCACGCGCAUUUGUCGACCAUUGCUGAUACUUUUCGCCGCAGAUGCUCUACUCUUCCCUUCGACCAGUAUUUGAGGACUGGUUAAGACCAGUGAGGCUUCGUAUUUGGUUAGUUGUGCGUUGAGUCUAAAGCCCCUGCAGAGGAGAGUGUGGGUGGGUUCCUGACUCUCCUCCGGAAAAAGUAUAACAUUGAUCAAUUCUCCAGUGGCGUUGGUCUUUCCUGUACAUGCGCGUUAUUGCACCCACCUGGGAGUUUGGGAUCUCCUUGAUUCUAAGGCCUGGCCGAGGUUUUGUACUUGCCUGGUUGCUGUUUGGAGGACCACAGUACCUCGGCUUGACCUGGUGCACGUUUCCUCUUGCUAUUGCUUCUGCUCAAUUUCAUUGAGCUUUCACGAAACAAAGAGAAGGGCCUAGAUCUGUUAGGGCCAUCGGCAGGAAGUGUAUAAGUUGGAGUUUUGGCGGUUAUGUUUCCUCCGUAUCUGUAGCAGGCAUUGAUUGGCAUGUGCGAUAGCCUUGUCUGGGUCUGUGAAAAUAUGUUUGAGAUUUCUCGUGAUGUAGCUCGGUUAAGACGUUCCGCUCUACUACUUAUACUUGAUUUCUGUAGUCUGCCGCCGUUGGCCAUAUCAGAGUUUUGGUGAGCUGCGCCACAUUGUCUGUGUUGUCGGUGCAAGACACUGGACGAAGUUGCUGUUCCUGCAUGCAAUUGCUCCUCCCCCUCCUCUUUCAUCACGUCAGCAGAGCUAUAUCUCUUGUGCUGCCUCGCGGAACUCGCUCUGUCAAAUUGUUUGACCUGCAACUUCAAGGUGAAGCCAAUUUCUUCCGUUCAGCAGAGUGGGGGUUCGAAAAUGCGGACUUAAGGGUCUGAAAAUGAAAAUGCUGCCUUCAAUAUGACGGUACAUCGGACUGCUUUGCAAUUGCACGUGUUGCAAUAUCAACAGGCUUGGUGAACGGUCUUGGACGUUAAUUCAUUGCUCAGAGUAUCUUAGUCGUCUGUCCUUAGAGUUCGAGUAACAAUGACCAUGCUCGGUUGUAAAUGGCAUCCAAGCCAGGACAAUGUUGGAGUAUGUGCUCACUGUCUGCGUGAGUCUCUGAGUAGACUCGCAGUUUACCAGGAUGAGGAGGACGACUCCGUUGACCUGGAAGUCUUCCCUCCCAGCAAACCUUCAGCAAUGCCGGCAGGUAGCCGGAGAGCUCAGUUCAUACUAGUGCAGUAUGAUGAAGACGGUAACCCUCGCGGGUGCUUGGGGGCAGACAAUUCAGAUCUGUUUUAUCCUGGCGUCAACAGAAAUGCAAUGGGGGCUUUGGUUGGGAGUCAUCAACAUGCGCAGCAUGUGCAAGCGUAUGUACCCGAUGAUAACGAAGCGGCAAAUUUCAAUCUGGACAGUGCUGGACCUGUCGACAUGCAGAUGGAAGUGGGCACAUCCGAGGAUAGUGGUUCCGGAGUUCAAGAUGAAGCUACUCCACCUAAUAUGUUGGUCACAGUGAAUGCUGGGGAAUCUGGCCGUCAAAAGAGGAAAUUACAUUCCUCAAGUGGGAGGCGUAAAUCGAAGUCCUGGGGGGCGGCGAUGCUGAAAGUGGUAGGUUUUCGCACUCUUAGUGUGCUGUGGAGAUCAGAGAAGAAGAGCGAAGCUGUUAAUUCCAAGAACAAGCCGAACGAGCAGGGGUAUGACGGCAGUGUUGAAUCUGGAGCCCCUGCACAUGAUCAGCAGUUCACUCCUACUCGAUUUUCCGUUUCAUCAAAUUUGGAGCAGACCACCCCUGCAAGAUACUCUGUGUCGUCGCAAUGGGAGCAGACGACUCCCGCAAGGUACUCGGUUGCGUCAGUCAAUGAGCAGAUCACGCCUGCCAGAUAUUCAGGGGCGUCCUUGUUCGAUAUCGAAUCCAUGGAUUCUCGGAGAUUUUCCACUAGUAGCCGAGGAAGCCCCUUCAUGCAGAAACCCGUCAUCAAUGGUGAGAAUUUCAAUGCCGCGUGGAAAGCCAGUAAGUCCUCUGUCAACGGGCGCAAGACAGGGCCCUUCGAGGGUUUGGGCAGGGAUGAGUACUCGGGUAAAGUUGCAGGGCGUAGCUAUGGAGACGAGAUUGCAGGGCAGGGGAGGAAGUCUCCUUGGAAGUGGUUUUCUUCCUUCAAAGGCUCCUCCUCGAAGGAGGAUAAGUCGCUGAGCCAGCAGAAACCCACUCCGGAACCUCCAUCUGAUCCGGUACCUUACCAGGAACGAAGAAAAUCUACUUCUUCCCUCUAUGCGACCAAGUCUAGAGAUCGUAAUCAGAUCCAACCAUUGACUCCGGUGUUGAGUUCGAAGAAAAGCCCAUGGUGGAGGGCAUCUCCGUAUAUGAAAGCUCAAUCUAAGAGUCCUAUUAAUGCUGCAGCUAAAGCGGGGACCAGGGACCCCGAGACUGCCACUGAUUCGGACUUAAUGGAUGAUACUCCUCACAGGCUCUCUUCGGCCAGUCCCAUGGUGGGCUACUCCCGCUCUAGCAGUAAUGGCAGCUCGUGCUUUACCACUCCCAGGUGGAACACAAGGCAUCGGCAGCAGCAUGGUGGACAUCGGGGCAUAGCUGCGCACGAGAGAGAGCAUGAAAUCACACAUCUGGCAAUUUAGGAGCGAAAGGAGAAAUUUACUUAUCUUCCAUAAGAAUCCAAAUUCUAUUGUGCUCUCUUUCUAGUCGGAUGGAUGCUAGUUCAUAUUAACCCAUUUUGGUUUGUCUUCCGCAUCGCCGUGUUUGGACUUUCAAGUAGUUGUAGGGCAAUAAAUCAUAUGAGAUGGUACUCACAAGUGACAUGGGAUUCAGACAGGGAAUUGAAAGAGUGACUACAUUAAGUCCGGUAUCCAUGUCCUUCAAGUGUAAAAAAAAAACUUUAGAGUUUUGUUCACCUUCAUACUUCAUGACGCAAGCUCCGUAAGCCAGAGCGCGGUGUGGGAAUGGAAAUGGUAACAAUCAAGUCAGGUUGGCCGCGAGUUAGAGGGAGGGAAAAUGGACCACCGUUGUGUACAAACUGGUUCGCGGAGCUUUUCACGCAGGACACACCAUGGUUGGAUCUUCAUGUGAAUUACGGAGUAUUUGGAGCCAAUUAUCGCGGAGGGUACUGAACCAUGGAACUGUGGAUCUUCCAAGUGGAGGAUGAAGUUGCUACUCUGAACGAGCUAGUUGCAUUUUUUCUUUUCUCCUUUACGUGCUCUUGGAGCUCUUCUGCAUUCGCAGGAAGGAAAGAGGUGCGCUCUGAUUUGUCCAAAGAUGGGACAAUGGAAGAAUUAGCGUGGAGCACACGAUCAGAGUGAAGAUUUCAACCGAGUUCUGACAUUUCUCUGGAGAUCGCUAGAGUCAAUUAGUCUGUUCUCAGGGUAUCAGAGCUUUUUCAGUAAGUGAGUCUACGCUGGAGAUAGUCACCAUAUGGUGGGCGUCACUCGCACGGAAACAGUGAUUCGAAAGGCAUCCCACUACUGAAAAGGAAAAGACCCGGCUCUAGUCUGUUGGUAAUUGGGCUUUUUGCAGUCGCAGGGGAGUGUAGUGCAAUUGUGAGAACUGCUCGUAACGUGGCAGAACAUCUUGGCAGGUGCAUUUGUAGGAAUGAUAAAGUAAUGUAUAUUUCUCUUCUGUAGAAAUUUAUCGUCAGCUGGCCUACCAUAUUGCCAUCA
This is a messenger RNA of Physcomitrium patens, 4993 nucleotides long. RefSeq lists its product as uncharacterized. The record is from RefSeq and is a predicted model, not a curated record. NCBI's taxonomy places the organism in Eukaryota, Viridiplantae, Streptophyta, Bryopsida, Funariales, Funariaceae.